Messenger RNA from Anguilla rostrata (American eel), 2146 nucleotides. RefSeq names its product myelin-associated glycoprotein-like. Lineage: Eukaryota; Metazoa; Chordata; Actinopteri; Anguilliformes; Anguillidae. The record is from RefSeq and is a predicted model, not a curated record. Bases 488 to 1903 code for a protein of 471 amino acids. The transcript is spliced from 7 exons.
CACACACGAAAGUGUAUCAAAUACUUAUAGAUUGCACUGUAAACACCCACUGUGGCAAUACAUCUUCAAAAUCGCUUUAAACAAUAAUAAUAAUCCUCAACAUUGCUCAACAGUGCAUAUUUCAGCAUGUUCGUGUUAUUGUACUAUGACAGAGAAAAAGUUUAAGUUCAGUAGCUAUUUCAGAGAUGGCAGGAAAUUGUGCAAACUGUAUGGCCCCAUUUUUUCUUAUGAGCGUUAGCCAAUAAUACGCACAUCAUGCAUCACUUCCCCAGCAUGCUUCAGGAAAGACCACGUAUGAGCAGUUUUGGUUUUUGGAGUGUCAGUGUGCAGUGGAGAGAUACAGACUGGAUAUUCUUCUGUUCUACAAAAUUUCAACUCAUACAAGCAGUCUAAUAUUGCUGAACUGGUGCUUGUUACAGGCUAUAUCUUGGUAAUGUCAUUUUGAUCAGCUCCACCCAGUGCCUCUGCUCCUCACUAAUACUGAGACAUGAUUGGAGCAGAGAGAUUCAUCCUCAUUGGCUGCCUGCUGCAAGGAGCCUUGGGCAGCGAUUGGGCAGUCUGGAUGCCUCAGAGUAUUGAAGCUCUGAUUGGAUCCUGUGUCCUGAUUCCCUGCAGAUUUGAGAUCCCAUCUGAAUUUAACUCAGAUCUAUUAGAGGAUCCAUCUUCAGUUAAUGGAAAAUGGAAAAAAGAUGAAACUAUAGUGUUUGAUUCCAGCAGCCAAUCUGCAUCUUCUCUGCAUGGAAAGAUCACUGGAGGCCUGAUUCAGAAAAACUGCACUACAGUCCUGGAGAACCUUCCAAAGAAUUAUUCUCAUGGUCGUUAUAAAUUCAGAUUAGAAUGCAACAAUAGACUCAAAUGGAAUUUUGAACAAAGUGUUCAAAUUAAUAUCACAGGCUCUCCACCCAAACCCAAGUUCACCCCAGAGAGGGUGGAGGUGAUGGAGGGGACCUCUGUGAGCUUGAGCUGCUCUGCUGCAGCCCCCUGUCCCAAACUCCCCCCAAAUCUGACAUGGACCCCCAGGCUGAAUGACAGUGUGGAUCACCUGCAAGAGAAUGAGGAUCAAACCAAAUCUGUGUCUUCUGUUCUGACCUUCACUGCUUCCCACCUCCACCAUAGGCAGAAGAUCAUCUGCAGGGCACUUUACACACUGCAAAAACUAGACACUCAGAGGACGUCUAAGGCCAGUAUGAUUCUCAAAGUUCGAUAUGCUCCUAAGAACACGUCAGUGUCAGUCAGUCCCUCUGGAUCAGUGAUAGAGGACAGCUCUGUGACUCUGACCUGCAGCAGUAAUGCCAACCCAGCAGUGCAGAACUACACCUGGUAUAAAGUGAAUGGGACAGAGAUGAACGCUGUAGGAACUGGACAGAAUCUCACCUUCAAUGUGACUGAGUCCAGUGGCAGUGAACAGUACUACUGUGAAGCACAGAAUGAACAUGGCAAGGAGAACUCAACAACUGUACGGCUGAAUGUGAUAUACAUGCCUCAGAUCUCUGGCUCUGGGAGCUGCAGCAGAACUGCAGCAGAGAUCAGCUGCUCCUGUGAGAGCCGUGGGAAUCCCUCUCCCAGCAUGGAGUGGCGUGAGUCUGGACUGCGGGUCACUAACUCUACUGACAGAGUCAUCAAGGAGGAGCAGCUGGGGAACACAGGCCUGAGGAGCUCCCUCACCAUGCGCCAAUCACAGGGAGACAUGCCCACUCUCAUCUGCAUCAGCACCAACACUCUCGGCUCCUCCAGCCUCCAGCUCCACCUCCCGUCUCCACAGCAACACUCAGGUAAAUGGAAGCACAUUUCUCUUUUUUACUUUAACAUAUUUAUACCUCAUGUGAGUACCAUGGUGAUUUUCACACUUUCUCGGUUUUAUAUGCUAUUUGCACAAGAGACAUUGAAGAAACACAAUGAGUAAAGUAUUAAAUAUGUCCGUUCUGUAUUUUUGGAGAAAUAUGCGUUUUAAAUUUAUCGUCCUAUUUUCAACCGGUUGAGAAAGUUGUCAACUUGGUGCGUCACGAACACAGGAACCACUCCCCUUUCCAUGCCCCGUAAACCCAUGGAUAACUCAAGACCCAUAUUUUGCGCUGCUGGCUUACAGGCAAGACAAUGCAAAUAUUUGACUAACGUUAGGUUCACUUAAAUUAGAGUGCCUUUUAAG